Molecule: messenger RNA, 2328 nt
Organism: Salpingoeca rosetta
Lineage: Eukaryota; Choanoflagellata; Craspedida; Salpingoecidae
Exons: 1
Coding region: 1-2328 (775 amino acids)
Source: RefSeq, a predicted model, not a curated record
AUGAGCAUGGCCGAACCUCCGCUGGUGUAUGUGUCGUUCAAGGACGACGAGGGCGGGGAAGCCGCAUACGCGCUGCAGCAACGUCUGUUGCAAGACAUUGCGACGCACCACCAACAGCACCAAGACCCGCGAUGCCGACGUAGACCCAGCAGUGACUUCUGCGUCUCCCUCAGUCCAUCCAACCGCAACCAUGAGCUUCUCGCAGACGCUGCCAAGCUGUCCAUCUCGCGUGCCGACCUCGUCGUUAUCCUCACAACACCCACCUAUGGUGCAGCAGACAGCGGAGCCCGCUUCAGCAGCCUGGAUGAGCUCAGGUUCAUCUACGGCACGAAGAAGACGUCCAUCGUGCUUGUGCACAUGUGCUCUGAGUUGCGUCACCCGUACGCCCGCUGCCUGUUCCGUCUCAUGGCACCCGCAGCCUCUGCGCUGAUGUGGGUGCCAACAGCAGACCGCGGUGUGCACACACCGCCCGAGCAACUCGUGCACACCAUCCGCGGGCUCGCCCAACUCCACGCUAAUAUGGACCGCCAGCCCAACAGCAACACAGGCGCCAUGGAUGACCACUACGAGGAACGCGCGGGGAACGUGGACCACGCGCUUGUGUCCGUUGAGGCCAGUGAGGAUGACUGUAAAAGUGCUGAUUCCCCUGAUGAUCCCGAUGCAGACGUCGAUGAUGAUGACGCCUUUGACAGCGACGACGUGUGUCAUCCGACAUUUCUCAACCGCUACACGUUGCGAGGGGUGCAGCCAGCUGCGCAUCACCGCCGCAGCAGCGGGUACAUCUCGGGUGGCCUGGUGGGCCACCAGGACAGCCACCCAUUGCCCAGAAUCACGUCCAGUGCGAGCGACACCCGAAUCAACGAGGUCGUUGCACACGCAGAGCCCACAGCGCAGCUGAUCGACACGUUGGAGGCGCUGAGGAAGAGCGUGGCCAACAUCAACGACGUCAUGAGCGAGUUGCAUGAGCUCAACAACUGCAUCCGCCGCCACGGCGCUGCGGUGCUGCCGCAUCUCGUCGUGGACUACCCUUCCAUUGACACCGUCACAGCCCUGAUGCUGGUGCACCCGGGCCACCACGACCUGCAGCGUGUGUGCUGCUCCAUUCUGCGUCACGUGGCUGCCUACCACCACCGCGCUGCCAUCUACAGCAACGUCCCUCCACCGGCCCCCAACGACGCUGUGCAGCGUGUCCGCGGCAUUCUGCAUCGCGUGUUGCUUGAGUUCCCCGAGGUGUGCCUCACCGCCAUGUGGACCUUUCAGGGCGACGCAAAGCUGCAGAAGCACGCCUGCCAGACACUGGAUGUUCUCGUGCACGCGCACGCCGACCACUGCAAGCGCGUGUUGCGUCACGGCGGUGUCUCUGCAGUUAUCAGCGCUAUGCAGAUGCACCCGCGCCAGCGUGGCAUCCAGCGUGCAUGCUGCCGGAUCCUCACGCGACUGCUCCAGGGUGGUCACCUGACCGCAUAUGAUGCGGUGGAAGACGGUGUGCUGGAAGUACUGCAGGAGACACUGCUGGCUUGCAUCAGCAGCAGCAGCAGCAACAACAACAACAACAAAGGCCACGAUGGCCAUAGUCGUGGUGGAGAGGUAACUGUGCUCAGCGCUGUGUGCAGGUGCGUCGACGCAUUGCUGCAAAGCGCGCAUGCCAACGACGACGACAACAACAACAACAACAACAACGACGACGACGACGACGACGGCAGUGACUGUGCCAGAGGUGGCGAAUAUGACAGUGACUUUGAUGAGGACGGUAGUAGUGUUGGACGUGGUGUUGGACAUGGUGAACGUCACCAGAAGGGAACAGCUCACCCUCGGCAUCGUCAACGUGGCGGACACCGGCAACUGAUUGGCGGCGACUGGGCACGCGACACGGCCCUGGCGAUGAUGAAGGCUGUGAUGGCCAUUGGUGAUCCAAGCCGUCCUGACCACAACUACAGUGCAGGCGCUUGCGAGCGGCUGUGGCUCAACGCACUCUCCGCUGUCACACGACUGCUGCCCCUUGCCCGACACCCCGCUGACAAGCACAACGACCGCGAAGGCGACGCUGGCCAUCAAGGCGUUCGGCACCAGCAACAACAGCAAAAAGCACUAACAACGGAACACCAAGAGGGUCCGCAGCCAAACCAACAACAGCAACAACAACAACAAGAUCACCACCUGCAGCGGCGCCAGCACCGCAGUCGCUCGGAGAUCCAUGGCGUUGUGCUCCACGAUGACGUUGGUGCCGCUGCUCGACACAUGGCGGCAAUGGCGGUGCGGCACUUUGCCGACAGCAUCAACACGGGCGUUCGGGACCGCGCAUACGACGUGCUCAGGCGCCUGCAUUAA